This is a messenger RNA of Myotis myotis, 1965 nucleotides long. RefSeq names its product potassium inwardly rectifying channel subfamily J member 15 (gene KCNJ15). The transcript has 3 exons. Lineage: Eukaryota; Metazoa; Chordata; Mammalia; Chiroptera; Vespertilionidae. The coding region runs from base 244 to 1443 and encodes 399 amino acids. The record is from RefSeq and is a predicted model, not a curated record. Gene Ontology annotation, cellular component: plasma membrane. Gene Ontology annotation, molecular function: inward rectifier potassium channel activity. Gene Ontology annotation, biological process: regulation of monoatomic ion transmembrane transport; potassium ion import across plasma membrane.
AGGGGGCGUGCAGGAGGCAGCCGUUUCUAUCUCUCCCUCUUCCUUCCUCUCUGAAAUCAAUGAAAAUCUAUUUUUCUUUUUAAAAACGCAUCUGAUAAAGUGUAAGUGAUAAAGCAGGCAUGUGAGUGAGGCUGCUGCUGGAUCCCCACAGAGGGAUGACGGAGAAAGAGGUCAUUUGCCAAACUCACGAACACCCGGGAGAGCUGCGGGUAGAAGAGGCUACACAGGCAGGAGCAGCACCCCAUGGUAGCCAGGUGGGCGAAGGGGAGCCAGGACGGUGCACCCGCCUUGAAGAAGACGGCUUCUGACCUGCUGAGUGGUCCCAAGAGGCUGAGCAUGGACCCCGUGCACCUCAGCAUGUCCAGUGCGCCCCUGGUGAGGCACUCGGACAGGCCCCGCGUCAUGUCCAAGAGCGGGCACAGCAACGUGAGAAUCGACAAGGUGGAUGGCAUAUACUUACUCUACCUUCAAGACCUGUGGACGACCGUGAUCGACAUGAAGUGGAGAUACAAACUCACACUGUUCGCGGCCACGUUCGUCAUGACCUGGUUCCUUUUCGGGGUGAUCUACUACGCCAUCGCGUUCAUUCACGGGGACCUAGAACCCGGCGAGCCCAUUUCUAACCACACCCCCUGCAUCAUGAAGGUGGACUCCCUCACGGGGGCGUUUCUCUUCUCCCUGGAGUCCCAGACCACCAUCGGCUACGGCGUCCGCUCCAUCACGGAGGAGUGCCCUCACGCCAUCUUCCUGCUGGUCGCUCAGCUGGUCAUCACCACCUUGAUUGAGAUCUUCAUCACGGGCACCUUCCUGGCCAAAAUCGCCAGACCCAAGAAGCGGGCGGAGACCAUCAAGUUCAGCCACUGCGCGGUCAUCACCAAGCAGAACGGGAAGCUGUGCCUGGUGAUCCAGGUGGCCAACAUGCGCAAGAGCCUCCUGAUCCAGUGCCAGCUCUCCGGCAAGCUCCUGCAGACCCAUGUCACCAAGGAGGGCGAGCGGAUCCUCCUCAACCAGGCCUCCGUCAAAUUCCACGUGGACUCCUCUUCCGAGAGCCCCUUCCUCAUUUUGCCCUUGACCUUCUACCACGUGCUGGAUGAGACCAGCCCCCUGAGAGAUCUCACCCCCCAGAACCUGAAGGAGAAGGACUUUGAGCUCGUGGUGCUCCUCAAUGCCACCGUGGAGUCCACCAGCGCCGUCUGCCAGAGCCGCACGUCUUACAUCCCAGAGGAGAUCUACUGGGGCUUUGAGUUCGUGCCCGUGGUUUCUCUCUCCAAGAACGGCAAGUACGUGGCUGACUUCAGUCAGUUCGAACAGAUCCGGAAGAGCUCCGAUUGCACGUUUUACUGCGCGGAUUCCGAGAAGCAGAAACUGGAGGAGAAGUACAGGCAGGAGGACCAGCGGGAGAGAGAACUGCGGACUCUCCUGUUACAACAGAGCAAUGUCUGAUGGUGGUGCCCUGGCCUCAGUCGACUCUGCGGCCAUUUCCACAUCUGAGUUCCUUCGAACAAAAACGUGUGGAUGCAUUUCUAAAAACACUUCAGAGAUGUGAGAAAUCCAUCUUCUCCUUUGAUCUGGUGGCUCAACAAGAAUCUCCACCUUCGAGAGGGUUCCUUGUUUAAAUGCUUUGUCUGAAGCAAACUCCCAAAGUUCAGAUUUUCUAAGAUGGGGCUACAUUUGGCGGGACUUGGUAGGGCGAUUGCAAACAUGUCCUGCAGGAUGGACAGACAGUCAGCAUGCUGAGAGUGAAGGGAAGGCAUUUCUCUAUAAGGCUAUCAGCUGUAAUAUAAGGUAUUUAUGCAAUCCAAUAUCAAAGGCAUUGUGGCCUUGAAAUGUGGUUCAGUGUUCACUCGCACCAUGGUUUAAACUCUUUUCGAGCAGAGAAAAUGGUAUAUGUUCUGGAGGCUAUCUGUUAAUACAACAAAUGGAGCAGGGGGAGUCUGUACUCACAAAAUAUAAUAAUUCCAUUUC